Messenger RNA from Nicrophorus vespilloides, 790 nucleotides. Its product is annotated as syndecan-like. The record is from RefSeq and is a predicted model, not a curated record. Gene Ontology annotation, biological process: cell migration. The transcript has 4 exons. NCBI's taxonomy places the organism in Eukaryota, Metazoa, Arthropoda, Insecta, Coleoptera, Silphidae. Gene Ontology annotation, cellular component: membrane; cell surface. Bases 139 to 687 code for a protein of 182 amino acids.
GAGUCGGACAGUCAUUGAUCAGUGCCCUGUAUGCAACUGUGUGUGGCAAUUCGUUUCUCCGUAUUUGUGUCAAACUAACUUCCCAACUCUCACAAAGACAGUCGAUCCGUUUCGACUAAGUAUAAACAAUAACUGGUGAUGCAUUUUGGGAUAUCUGCAGUGUUAUUUUGUGCAAUCCUCGCUGGAUUCGCAUCUGCGACACAGAGUAGUUCGGAUAAAUCGUAUUACGGUGGCGAGAUCGACAUCGACGAUGAUCUGGAAGGAAGCGGGGGCGGGAGAGAAUUAUCGCAAGACCUAGAAUCUAGCGGUUCUGGCUUCGGACCCGAUGAUGAGGAUUCCACGUUAGAACCUAACAGCGAGAAACCCAUACUCCCGAAGGUCGUGCUUCCAGACCGUAGUAAACCAGCGAACGAAGAUACGGUGAAAUUCACUGGAACCGGAUCCGAUACAAGCGUCAUCAUGAAUCCAAAAUCCGAGGACAGGCCCACGUUCUUCGCACAACCAGGAAUCUUGGCCGCUGUCAUUGGAGGUGCUGUUGUUGGUUUGCUCUGUGCCAUCCUCGUGGUGAUGUUCAUCGUCUAUAGGAUGCGUAAGAAAGACGAAGGCUCGUACGCCUUGGAAGAGCCAAAGAGGUCGCCAACAUCACACCCUUACAACAGGGGCAACGGCAAGGAGUUCUUCGCCUGAGAGUAGUGCGGCGAGAACCCAUUUGGACAAUACAACAGUGGUCUGGCGAAGCGAUACACAAAAUUAUAAUUAAGUAACAAAAAAAAAAUCAUAUAAAAAAAAA